AUUUACGGCAUGGACUGCCAGUGAGUAAGUUCAAGUCGGCUGCUUUCUGGUUCAGUUUCGGGGUCUUAGAGGCAGUCUGGGAGUCCCGCAAGGAGAAUCUGAUCUCCUCCUGCCCUACCCCUAUUGCUGGGAGUUUGGAGACUUUUCCCGGGAGACCGUCCCAGGAGGAGGAUGGGCGGCAGAGGCAGCAAAUUAAACUGCUACAAAUCCCCCAACAAGAGGCACCGAGAGGAAAGGCAGCCACCAAGGCCUGAGCCCAUUGAGCUGGACCCCCUGCAAAAAGACAAAGAUCCAAAUCCCCAUCUUUUCCACGAUGAGCAGCAAGAACUGGACAUGGUCCAUGUUCUCCAGAAGCAUCAAGAAGAGUCAGAGAAGCUGAGACCAGAGCAUCAGACCAGGGAAGUAGAAAUCCAGGUGGUGGAUGAACAGGAAUUAGAGCUUCGUGAAAAACUUGCUGAGCAGCUCCAAGUACUGAAAAGGGAGCAUGAAGAGACCUUGCAAGCACUCCAGGACUCCCAUGAAAAGGAGAAGGUGGUCCUCAUGGAUUCCUUCCAGGUGGCCAAGGCAGCGUUACAGGAGACCAUAGAUGGACUAACUUCUCAAAUGGAGGUCUUCCAAGCCAAGAUGAAAAGAGUAGAGGAAUCUAUCCUGAGCAGAGAUUAUAAGAAACAUAUCCAGGACUAUGGGAGCCCCAGCCAAUUUUGGGAGCAGGAGUUGGAGAGUCUGCACUUUGUCAUCGAAAUGAAGAAUGAGCGUAUCCAUGAAUUGGACAGGAGGCUGAUCCAAAUGGAAACAGUGAAAGAGAAGAACCUGUCAUUAGAAGAGAAAAUUACAGUACUUCAGCAAGAGAAUGAGGAUCUUCAGGUUCGGGGACAGAACCACCAACGGGUAUCAAGGCAGCUUUCAGAGGACCUUUUUCUUGUCCGUGAGGCCCUGGAGAAAGAGUCACAGCUCCGUCAACAGAUCCAACAGGAGAAAGAAGAGCUGUUAUAUCGGCUUGUCACCAGCGAUUCGCCCACAGCCUUUCCACUGACCUCUACCAAAGUGUCCUAUGUUGCCACGUAGGCCAGGAACUCCAGCUGUGGAGAUGUUGAAGGAGGGCCAGUGGACAAAAGAAAGGGAGUAAUCCAGAAGACCUCCCUUCUCCAGGCCAUUGGCCUUGCUAGCUGCUAUCAGGGCUGUUCUCUGCCAUUACAGGCAUCCCAGGGACUUCUCCCGAAACCACACUAAACCUUUCUUGAUGGACAAUAGGAGGCAGGAAGGGGAGCUUUUCUUAAGGGGCAGCUCAUGUAGGGGAAAGAACACUGAGCUGACUCCUCUGGGUUCCUGUCCUGGCUCAGUCCCAGACUCACUGUGUGACCUCGAGCAAGUGACUGCCCUUCUCAUAGUCUCAGGUUUCUCCCCAGUAAAGUGAAGGGGUUAGAUGAGAGGAUGGCCACAAACUCGUCCCCUUGUGGCAUCUACAAGUUCUUUGCCACCUAGUUCAGGGUGAAGAGGGGUCUGGGCCUUAUUUUCUGAUCCUUGGAGGUUAAAGGACACCUAUUCUCUUUGCUCUUUGGCCUCAUAAGCAGAUAUGUCCUAUCUUCUCUCUCCUGUCAAAAUUCCCCUUCCCCCAGUAACAGAGGAACAAGGGUAGUAGGGGGAACUGGCCUCCUGAAUCUCAGAGGCUAGAGCCACUAUAGAGCAAGCCCAUUGUUUUAGGGCUCAGGUCACUGUUGUUCCUUCCCUCCCCAUGGGGCAGGAUCCUCAGUGGCCCCAUCAUUGGCCUGUAGCCCCUUUGGUCAGCCAGCUAGGGACGAUACUGAGGCAAUGUGCCACCCUCCAGCUCACAGAUCAUUUCUAUUUGUCUGGAUACCCAAAAAUGAUGCACAACCCCCUGGAUUAGAGAAAUCCUCCUGUCAAGCCACGCAAUCUUCAGUCAUCCAACUGCCCUUCCUCAGUCCUCCUCAGCUGAACUGAUACAGGUCCAAAAAGCAAGGUUAGGGCUACAGGUGUGAGAGAAGCUAAAGGAGACCCACCCCCUUUCCUGGCCCACCCCCUCCCUCUACCCUCCAGUCAGGGCUCAGUUACUGGGAAAGAUGAAAUACUAGGCUGUCCCUUGCAGGUUAGCACUUUCAUGGCAGCUGGAGAUUUCUUUUGUAGUUGAGGAAAACUGGGACCUACUUUCCGGUGCUCCUCUUUUUCCCUCCUCCUCUUCUUUUUUUGACUUGCCUUCCUUUCCAAGUCUGUAAAUUUGAGAGCAUCUAGCACUAUCUCUGCCAUUUGCUCACUGUGUGACUUUGGGCAGACAAAAUCAGAGCUAAAAGGGGCAGGGGAGGGGCCUGCCAAAUGUCAAACAGGGAGUGAGUGGCCGAGUUGGGAAACAGAACCCAGAUUUCCUGCCUCCCACUGCUCUUUCCACUGCAUUGGCUCUUUGGGGCUCAUUUUCCCCAUUUCUAAAAGGAAGGGAUUGGACUAGAUCUCUUAGGUCCCUUUUAGCUCAAAUUCUGUGAUUUUAUAUAAUCUUUUGACUAGAAGAUCUCUCAGGACCCCUCCACAUUUAACUUCCUUGGGGGUCUAUAAUUCUGCGAUCCACUCCUCCAUGGACCUACAGUGUUACCACACUAUGCCUGGGUCCUCGAGGGAAGAUGGGAACACUCAAGCACUUUGCAAGGGGAAUACCUUGGAAAGGGGCCAAGGUUGUGAGCCAGGGCUCCAGACCUUGAUCUGAAUCCUGCACUUCCCUUCAGGUAGCACUCCCAUGUGUGUGAAUGGUGUAUGGGUGUAUGUGUGUGUGUGAAAGGUGUAUAUGCAUGUAUUUGCACCACAUGAAAGGUGUAUAGUACAGUGUGUGUAGGAAAGGCUACAGUGAGCCAUUGAUACAAGGUUUUGAAAAAAGAAAUUGAAAUAAAAAUAUUGAAAUAAAA
Messenger RNA from Trichosurus vulpecula (common brushtail), 2906 nucleotides. It is a transcript of the gene CCDC69, whose product is annotated as coiled-coil domain containing 69. NCBI's taxonomy places the organism in Eukaryota, Metazoa, Chordata, Mammalia, Diprotodontia, Phalangeridae. The transcript is spliced from 9 exons. Gene Ontology annotation, molecular function: microtubule binding. The record is from RefSeq and is a predicted model, not a curated record. Gene Ontology annotation, cellular component: nucleus; cytoplasm. The coding region runs from base 172 to 1065 and encodes 297 amino acids.